AUGGCCGCACGCCCCUCCCAAGCACUAAUAAGCCCUCCCUGCCCUGACCAGCGCCACCUGGCGCCUCCCCUCACGCCCUCGGGCUCCAUUCAAGCCCGAGCCUGGGUGCUCUCAGCCCUCUACAGGACGCCUCUCCUGGCUGUCCCUCGGACUGUUCGGCAAGGUAUAAAGUCCUCCCAUGUCCAGUUCAAAGUUCCUCAUCCUCACAAACCUGUAGAACAUGUGGCCAAACUGCAGCUGACAGACAAGGCUAGUGCAGGAAUUUUGGGAAUUCCAGUAAGAACAACUCUUGAUAACUCUACAACAGUCCAGUAUGCAGGUGAUCUUCAUCAGCUCACCAUGAAACCUAGGAGCACAGUGAGAGAUAUUGAUCCUCAGAAUGAUCUAACCUUUCUUAGGAUCACAUCAAAGAAACACAAAAUUCUGGUAGCUCCAGAUAAAUACUAUCUCCCGAUCAUUAUUCAGAACCCAUGCAAAUAG
Molecule: messenger RNA, 480 nt
Organism: Opisthocomus hoazin
Lineage: Eukaryota; Metazoa; Chordata; Aves; Opisthocomiformes; Opisthocomidae
Source: RefSeq, a predicted model, not a curated record